Messenger RNA from Acanthopagrus latus (yellowfin seabream), 748 nucleotides. RefSeq names its product myosin light chain 1, cardiac muscle-like. Gene Ontology annotation, cellular component: myosin II complex. The record is from RefSeq and is a predicted model, not a curated record. The coding region runs from base 31 to 624 and encodes 197 amino acids. The transcript has a single exon. Gene Ontology annotation, molecular function: calcium ion binding. NCBI's taxonomy places the organism in Eukaryota, Metazoa, Chordata, Actinopteri, Spariformes, Sparidae.
CAGGCUGUCUCGGUCCUUCCUCUCAGCAGCAUGGCUCCAAAGAAAGUGGAACCGAAGAAGGCAGAGGUGAAGAAGGUCGAGGCGAAGAAGGAGGAGCCUGCUCCACCUCCCAAACCUGCAGAGCCAGAGGUUAAACCUCCGGAGGUGGACCUGAAGAGCAUUGUGGUGGAGUUCAGCCCCGACCAGAUCGAAGAGUUCAGAGAUGCUUUCACGCUGUUCGACGAGACGCCAACAGGCGAGAUGAAGAUCACCUUCGCUCAGUGUGGAGACGUGAUGCGAGCUCUCGGCCACAACCCCACCAACGACGAAGUGCUGAAGCUGCUGGGGAGGCCAAAGGCAGAGGAGCUGCAUGUCAAGCUGCUGGACUUUGACACCUUUCUGCCCAUGCUGCAGCAUGUGGCCCGGUCCAAAGAGCAGGGCACCUUUGAGGACUUCGUGGAGGGUCUGAGGGUCUUCGACAAGGAGGGUAACGGCACAGUGAUGGGCGCCGAGCUGCGCCACGUCCUCUCCACGCUGGGAGAGAAGAUGACGGAGGACGAGGUGGACCGGCUGAUGGUGGGACAGGAGGAUGCAAACGGACACAUCAACUACACUGAGUUCGUCAAACACAUCAUGGCUGGUUAGAGAACACUGAUGAUUCUCCUGGUUCUGCUGAUGGACUGAGGUUCUGUCCGUCUCUGGUUCUGCUGUAUUACAUUUUUCUGUAUGGUCCACACUGUCUGUCAUUAAACACCUUCAGUCCUUCUCA